Messenger RNA from Pleurotus ostreatus (oyster mushroom), 282 nucleotides. RefSeq lists its product as uncharacterized. The transcript is spliced from 2 exons. Bases 1 to 282 code for a protein of 93 amino acids. Lineage: Eukaryota; Fungi; Basidiomycota; Agaricomycetes; Agaricales; Pleurotaceae. The record is from RefSeq and is a predicted model, not a curated record.
AUGUUAUCGGAACCUGAUGAAUCCCUUCACCCUGCUGUGAAAGUUGGGAUGGCCUUUGCACGCCGCACCAUGAAUAAGUACUACUCAAAGACGGACCUCUCAUCUGUCUAUCGCAUCGCGAUUGCUCUCCACCCCGGACUGGAGUUUGACUACUUCGAGGUCAAGCAAUGGAAGAGAAGGUGGAUCAACGACGCCAAGGACCUCCUUCGGACUACGUACGACAAAUACGUCACCAAAUAUUACAAAGCAGGUUGUUUAAUUUGGUUUUUUAGCGGUUUUUAA